UAGAAAUCGAGAAUUUUAGAAUAAAUUUUUAUUUUAGUUAUAAAAACAGUUAUAGAAAACCUUAAACUCAAUUUUUACAUAAAUGAAAAUCAUUUGAAAUGUAAGGACUAAAGUUGAUCCGGUGCUUGAGGGAGUGGAGAGAGGUCUCAGGGAAGGAAAUGUCAAGAAACUUGGAGAAGAACUAUCUAUGUAAUAUUCAACUUAGCUUAUUUAUGAACUCAACACUAACCACUAAGCAGAAUAAUGGUGUAAGAUAGAGAGUGGAAAAAGCAGAAACAGAAUGGAGGUGGGUAGAGAAGAAACAGAGGAAAGUGGUAAAGGAACAUGGAAGCACGCUGCUUUUCAUGUUGCCACCACUAUUGCCACCCCUGCUGCUUAUGCCCCUUUGCCCUUCGCUCUUGCUUCUCUCGGUUGGCCUCUUGGUGUGACUAGUCUGGUGAGUGCAACACUAGCCACCUGGUACUCUAGCUUUUUGAUCGCUUCUUUGUGGAAAUGGAAUGGGGAAAAGUACCUUACCUAUAGACAUCUUGCACAUAGUAUUUUCGGUUGGUAUUAUAUAUUGAUUCAUUGGCAUGUUGGUUUUACUGAUAUACAAAAAAGACUGCAAAUACUUGCCUCCUCAUUGUGAAGUUCCUAAAUUUUUUUCUUACUAAUUUGUAAUAUCAACCAUACGCAGCUAGCCUCCAUAGUUCAUAGGGAAGUGUAAAAUGAAGGCAGCCCGUAGGCUCAACAAGUGUAGAAAUCAGGUUUUAUUUAUGCUUUACUGUGCUCAAAACAGAUUUAGGUCCUAUUUGGAUAAAUGUUUCCGUAAGUACUUAUUGGAGGAUAAAAUAAGAAGAUAAAAUGAAUUGAGUUUUUCUUAUAAACUAAAAUCAACUUGUGUACUUCAGCUCUUGGAGAAGUUAAAUGAGUGAGUUUCUAUAAAAGUUGAGUGUAAAAGUUGAUUUUAACUUAUGGAAACAACUUAUUUUCUUCUCUUACUAACAGAAGAUUUUUUAAAUAGGGCCUUAGCCUAUAUUACCUAUGCAUACAUAUAAUUAUGCAGAACCCCUUAUUUUGUACAUAGUAUUUAGUUUCUCUGCUCAUAGCUAUAAUGACUGUCAUAUUCAGUACUCAAAUGUUUUCUUUGCAGCUUUGUGCUAGCUGAACUCCAUAUUAUCCACAACCAUGGUUCAUAAUAGAUUCUUGACAUUUUGUUUAUUGAUUCCUGAAGGAUUCUGGGGGUACUGGUCUAUUGCCUUUUUUCAGCAGGUAGCUUCUCUGGGAAAUAACAUUGCCAUCCAAAUUGCAGCUGGAAGCAGCCUUAAGGCAGUUUACAAGCACUAUCACGAGAAUGGAGCAUUGACCCUGCAGCAUUUCAUUAUUUUCUUUGGAAUCUUUGAACUACUUCUCUCCCAGCUCCCAGAUAUUCACUCACUGAGAUGGGUAAAUGCAUUGUGUACUUUCAGCACAAUUGGCUUUGCUGGUACAACCAUUGGUGUUACCAUUUACAAUGGUAAGCUGAUGAUGGAUCUUCUUCUUCUUGUCUGUCAAAGCCUCAACACCUAAUUGGUUCCUUCUCUUCAUUUCGUGGUGAUAAAAUCUUUAAUCUUUUGGUUCCAACAUCUCUUAGGGAAGAAAAUUGAUAGGACAUCAGUAAGAUAUAGCUUGCAGGGUAGUUCUGCUUCUAAGUCCUUCAAUGCCCUUGGGACCAUUGCUUUUUCAUUCGGUGAUGCAAUGCUUCCAGAAAUACAGGUAUCUAAUAUUUCUAAAUUGUUAACAAGGUUUUAAGUUGCGGUCAUGGGCUCGUCUUGAUCCUUGAUGUUGAGGGAGUUUAUGGACAAAUGUGGCUGAUAACAAUUGUGAUCGUAGAGACUCCAAAAAACCUUAGUGUUGUGGCUGAAAUCGCAGGCGCAGACCGGUUUUUAAAACCUUGAUUGUAACAUGGCAUUUUGUGACACUGUAUUCCUUUUCCAGAAUACGGUGAGAGAACCUGCAAAGAGGAAUAUGUACAAAAGCAUAUCAGCAGCAUAUACCGUCAUUGUUUUGACUUACUGGCAAGUGGCCUUCUCUGGAUACUGGGCUUUCGGAUCAGAAGUCCAACCUUAUAUUUUAGCUUCAUUGUCUAUCCCAGAAUGGACUGUUGUUAUGGCAAAUUUAUUUGCAGCGAUUCAAAUAUCUGGAUGCUUUCAGAUAUACUGCAGGCCAACAUAUGCCUGUUUUGAGGAAACAAGGGGUUCCAAGUCCAACAAAUCAACUAGCCAUUUUCCUUUUCCCCUCAGAAAUCGCCCGGCACAACUUAUUUUUACUUCCAUCUUCAUGGUUCUUGUUACUCUUAUUGCUGCAGCUAUGCCCUUUUUUGGAGAUUCUGUGUCUAUCUGUGGGGCAAUUGGGUUCACUCCUUUGGACUUUGUGUUCCCCGCUUUAGCAUACCUUAAGGCAGGAAGAACGGCCAAUAACUCCAAACUUGGCCUUUUGAUGCGACCAUUAAAUAUUUUAAUAGCUACCUGGUUUUCAAUCGUUGCUAUCUUGGGUUGCAUUGGUGCAGUCAGAUUCAUAAUGGCAGAUAUCAAGAACUACAAGUUCUUCCAUGAUAUGUAAGAAUUUUGGACUACCCCAUAAAUUAUUUUCACCUUUUUCUCUUUGGGUAAGUUGUACUUUACCCUACAUUUUUUUUUUUUCAAAUCAACUAAGUACAGCAACUACAAAUUAUACAUUUUAUACCCUCAUAGUUUUUAAAGUGUAUAUGUACACUUCAUGGUCUUGAUCCCGCUUGAAAGAUUCAGAAACAGCACGCUCAUAUGCCCCCAGAAAUUAUUCCAUGGUUCCGGACCACCAUAUCAGCUUGUGGUCCGGACCAAUAAUAGCUCAAGACAUGGAUUAUUUUAGAUUUAUUCUCUAAGCCACACAUGUAAUAAUUUUCUUUAAAAGAAAUAUAACAUGAUAUACUGUAUUCUCUGGUGCUUUCUUGUCUCCAGUUUACAUAUAGAAUUCAUUUUUCCCCUGUUAAUUGUUUUUUUUUUCCUGAAGUUUACCCAUUGUCCCAACCACUUGCAAGUUUAAUAUC
Glycine soja is the source of this 3046-nucleotide messenger RNA. RefSeq names its product GABA transporter 1-like. The coding region runs from base 1924 to 2580 and encodes 218 amino acids. The transcript has 5 exons. NCBI's taxonomy places the organism in Eukaryota, Viridiplantae, Streptophyta, Magnoliopsida, Fabales, Fabaceae. The record is from RefSeq and is a predicted model, not a curated record. Gene Ontology annotation, cellular component: plasma membrane.